Messenger RNA from Rotaria sordida, 1425 nucleotides. The record is from the annotation of a GenBank genome assembly. NCBI's taxonomy places the organism in Eukaryota, Metazoa, Rotifera, Eurotatoria, Philodinida, Philodinidae.
AUGGGUUUUUUUAUUCGUCAUUUACAUCAAUAUAUCGAAAAAUUAUAUAAUGAACAACAACAAUCCAGCGCGAAAGCUACGGCGCCAUUUACAGUAUUCCGUGGGCAAGGUUUUUCAGUUGAAAAUUUCGAUAAAAUGAAACAAACCAAAGGAGGGCUUAUGUCCUUCAAUAAUUUCUUGUCCACAAGUGAAAAUCGUCAAGUGUCCGUUAAAUUUGCUCGAGAAGGAGCAUCGAAAAAUCCCAGUAUGAUUGGUAUCCUCUUUAUAAUGACCAUCGAUCCGGCAAUAUGUUUCAAAUCAUCAAUUCCUUAUGUCGAUGUUGGCAAAGAUGGGUAUUUCAAGGGCAAUGAAGCCGAAAUACUUUUCACAACACAUACAAUAUUUCGCAUCGAUCAAAUUAAACAAAUGCAAGACGACCAUACUAAUACUCUAUGGGAAGUCAAACUUACUCUUGUGGGUAACGACAAUCAUGAAUUAAACGUACUUACAGCACACCUACGCCAAGAGAUCAAUUGGACAACAGGAUGGUCUCGACUAGGUGGUAUACUUAUUCAACUGGGUGAGCCUGCAAAAGCAGAACAACUCUAUCAGAUUCUCCUCGAAAAAGCAUCUUCUGAUGAAGAUCGAGCGGAGUACAGUCACCAACUUGGCCAGGUGUAUGAUGACAUGGGCGAGUACUCGAAAGCACUUUCAUCGUACGAACGAUCACUUGAAAUCUGGAAAAUAGCUCUUCCUCCGAAUCAUCCCGACUUCGCUCAAUCCUACAACAACAUUGGUUCGGUGUAUAAUAACAUGGGCGAGUACUCGAAAGCACUUUCAUCGUACGAACAAUCACUUGAAAUCCGAAAAAUAGCUCUCCCUCCGGAUCAUCCAGACUUCGCUCAAUCCUACAACAACAUUGGUUUGAUGUAUAAUAACAUGGGCGAGUACUCGAAAGCACUUUCAUCGUACGAACAAUCACUUGAAAUCUGGAAAGUAGCUCUCCCUCCGAAUCAUCCCGACUUGGCUACUUCCUACAACAACAUUGGUUUGGUGUAUAAUAACAUGGGCGAGUACUCGAAAGCACUUUCAUCGUACCAACGAUCACUUGAAAUCCGAAAAAUAGCUCUUCCUCCGAAUCAUCCCGGCUUCGCUGAAUCCUACAACAACAUUGGUUUGGUGUAUAAUGACAUAGGCGAGUACUCGAAAGCACUUUCAUCGUACGAACGAUCACUUGAAAUCUGGAAAGUAGCUCUCCCUCCGAAUCAUCCCGACUUGGCUACUUCCUACAACAACAUUGGUUCGGUGUAUGAUAACAUGGGAGAGUACUCGAAAGCACUUUCAUCUGUUGAAAAAGAUACAACAAACAUUGAUAAUCUUGUUCAGUGGAAUAGUAAUAAUCGUCUGUUUACUUCAUCAAGUUCACGAAGACUAGAACAUAUCUAA